Molecule: messenger RNA, 865 nt
Organism: Manihot esculenta (cassava)
Lineage: Eukaryota; Viridiplantae; Streptophyta; Magnoliopsida; Malpighiales; Euphorbiaceae
Product: putative glycine-rich cell wall structural protein 1
Exons: 1
Coding region: 225-683 (152 amino acids)
Source: RefSeq, a predicted model, not a curated record
GGUGUGGAGGAAGAUCCCCUUUUCACUAGCCCGAAAUAUGGACCGUAGAAGAGAGUAAAUAGAAUCACGGGUGCCCCAGUUGUCAAUAUUAGAACCAACUAUAAAUACCCAUUAUAUCAUCGGCGUGCAAUAUCACACCCAGUCCACAACCCAGCUUUGAUUUCGAUAUGAUCUCUUCUUCACGCGAAUUCAAGCCUGCCCACAAUCCAAACUAAUUACUAAAUAUGCACCUCACUCCUUUUCAUUUUGUUCUCCUCUUCGUAGCUGUUGCUGCCACCGCUGCAGAUACUACGGCUGCUGAGAAUAGUGUGGUCUCUCCUGAAAUGUCUAACGCUCCUAACAGUGAACAAGGCAGCUCCUCUUCUGGAGCUACUGGCUCCGGCCAUGGCCCCAACUGGGACUACAGUUGGGGAUGGGGGUCGAGUCCUGGUAGCGGAUGGGGUUAUGGUUCGGGUUCAGGCCGCUCGCCAAAUGGGUUCGGCAGGGGUUUUGGGUUUGGGUUUGGAAGUGGGUCAGGAUCGGGUUAUGGUUAUGGAUUUGGCAGUGGGGAUGAACACGAUGGUGGUGGUGGUGGUGGGGCUGGAGGUGGGUCAAGUAAUUCAGGUGGUGACGGCGGUACAGGUGGCUACGGUGAUGGUUACUGGCAGGUUGAUUCCAGAAGGACAAACAAUCAUGGGCGAUAAAUCCAUCUCUACACAGCACAGGUGGAGUCCCGUUCUAUUUACAUAUAUAUAGUGUGCAUGGCAUGGUGCAUAAGGGUAAGCUUGAAAUUAAGCUCAGAAUUUAUGUACUACUUAAUAUAAUUAAGGCUUGUGCUGUAUGUAUGACAGUGGCUUAACUACGUGUGCCCUUCUAUUCUCCUUCA